AUGGCAGCCCCGAAUGAUACCAAAGACGCCAUCGCACAAGUUGAGCAAACGCCCUUACCCACCACCACCCCUCGCAAUGUCGACACAGCCGCUAAAUUCCUCGCCAACGCGCACGUCGAAAAUACAUCCUUCUCCUACGAAGAAGAGCGUGCUGUCCUGAAGCGCAUUGAUUAUCGCGUCCUUCCCCUCCUCCUCGGCGCAUACUUCUUCCAACAACUUGACAAAUCCUCUCUCUCAUACGUCUCCAUCUUCGGCAUCCAGAAAGAUGCCCAUCUCGUCGGACGGCAAUACUCGUGGCUCGGGUCGAUCUUGUACCUUGCACAACUUGUCAUGCAGCCCUUGGCUGCGUUUAUAUUGGUCAAGUUGCCAACGGGCAAGGUCAUUGCCGUCGCUAUUUUCCUUUGGGGAAGUAGUCUUGCAAUCAUGUCUGCUUGCACAAACUUCCCAAGCUUGCUCGGGCUACGCUUUGUAUUGGGCAGCUUCGAGGCUAUGAUUGCGCCUGCUUGUGUCGCUACCACUACAAUGUGGUGGCGCCGCUCUGAGCAGACACUUCGUACUGCCUACUGGAAUGCAAUGAAUGGCGUAACAUUUAUCGUCGGCUCCCUGUUCACCUAUGGUCUAGGACAUAUCGAAAGCGAUGCGAUGCACAAGUACCAAAUCAUUUUCCUUUUCUGUGGUCUCCUGACCGUCGUAUACGCCAUCGUCGUUCUGAUACUUUUUCCUGAUUCGCCCAUGAAGGCAAAGUACCUGACCGAACGGGAAAAAAUCAUCGCCGUAGAGCGACUGCGGGCCAAUCAAAUGGGUAUCCAGUCUGGCCAUUGGCGGUGGGACCAAGUGUGGGAGACUCUCCUAGACUUCAAGACGUGGUGUUGGUUUGUUGCCAUCCUUGCAAUCUCGAUCGCAAGCGGCGGCAUCUCCACCUUUGGCAACCUCAUCAUCAAAGACUUCGGCUACACGAACUUUGAAGCCAUCCUCUUCAACAUCCCCUUUGGCGUCAUCCAAGUCGUAGCAAUACUUGGUUCCAGCUGGGGUGCAACAAAAUUCAAGCGCAAAGGCCUCGCCAUCGCACUCGUCGCAAUCCUCCCGAUAAUCGGCUCAAUCAUGAUGCUGACCGUGCCUCGAAAGCACAAGGGUGUCUUGCUCUUCGGGUACUACCUCGUCUCGUGCCUCGCGGCCAUCACGCCGAUCAUCUACACAUGGCAUGUGCAAAACACAGCGGGUGACACAAAGAAAAAAUGCACCUCCGCCAUGGUUUUCAUCGGAAUGUGCACUGGCAAUGUCAUCGGCCCGCUUCUCUAUUCUCUCGAUGACGCACCGCUGUACCGGCCGGGCCUCAUUAGCAACCUUGCCAUGUUCAUCCUCGUUGCCAUCAUUGCCUUGCUCAUCCCGAUGUAUCUGGCGCUGUUAAACAAGAGGCACGCAAAGAGGCGGGAAGAGCUUGGCAAGAGUGCUGUGAAGGUGGAUGAGAGUAUGUUGAAGAAAGACGAAAUAAGCACAGCGAAGGAUGUAGAGCUUGAAGAGGGAGGUGGAGAGCAGAGACAGGUUCAGGACAAUGGAUUUUCAGAUCUGACAGACUUGGGAAAUGAGGACUUCAUCUUCGUGUACUAG
This is a messenger RNA of Cucurbitaria berberidis CBS 394.84, 1608 nucleotides long. Its product is annotated as MFS allantoate transporter-like protein. Gene Ontology annotation, cellular component: membrane. The record is from RefSeq and is a predicted model, not a curated record. The transcript has 3 exons. Gene Ontology annotation, molecular function: transmembrane transporter activity. Gene Ontology annotation, biological process: transmembrane transport. NCBI's taxonomy places the organism in Eukaryota, Fungi, Ascomycota, Dothideomycetes, Pleosporales, Cucurbitariaceae. Bases 1 to 1608 code for a protein of 535 amino acids.